Molecule: messenger RNA, 888 nt
Organism: Seminavis robusta
Lineage: Eukaryota; Bacillariophyta; Bacillariophyceae; Naviculales; Naviculaceae
Source: the annotation of a GenBank genome assembly
AUGGCAACAGUGGAACGCGGUAAGGAUGGUCUGCGAACGGACGUGUACUAUGGAGCCCUGGAAGAGACAGAAGCCAAAGGAUACCGUGCGGCUGGAAUUCUCUUGCUACGGAAACGACCAACCACCGAAGGACCAUCUUAUUUCGAGGCCACAACAACGACAUCAUCAUCAUCUAGCAUUCAGGUCUUGUGCUGUGCCGAAGUGCGCAAGAAAAAGAAACAAAAACCAAAGAAUGGGAUUGUGGAAUUGAACUUAUUGGGAGGAAAGAUUGAAGACGCCGAUGGAACCGAUUCCAGAGUCACGGCGGCGCGAGAGUUUUGGGAAGAAACGGGUGGGAUGGUGCCAUUGGCGGAAUGUCAACGCAUUUUGAAUCACGACAACAAGGUGUUGCCCAUUUGGUGUGGCCCUGGAAAGUAUGCCUUGUAUGUGGCGUACGAUGGCAACAACAAUCCACAGUGGGAUCAACUACCCGUGACGUAUUCCGAAGCACUGCAGUCGGGAAAGGAAUUGCCAGAGGGGGCCGAAGCGUCACAUUUGGUAUGGGUCGAUUGGGCUAUCAUCCAACAGUGUUCCCAAUCUCGCAAGAAGAAGAAGAAACCUGCCAAUGACAGUAUUGGUAGUGAUGAUGGGACAAUCUCCUUUCUGGUACCCUCCGCUGACAACACCGAUGGAGAGCGCAUAACGGUGCAGCAAUCCAACUUUGUCAAAUACCUCUUCCCAGACAGCAACUUCCAGGGUGGAGUCGAACUGGCCAUUCAAAAGUUCCUUCCUAGUAGUAGUGGCACAGAAACAACGUCCAAUAAAGAUGUCAAGGGCUCUGAAGGAGCCAGCGGAACAAAAGACGCGGUCGAGGCAAUGACCAGGUCACUGGAAAGUGUAACGAUAUAA